Messenger RNA from Pangasianodon hypophthalmus (striped catfish), 3989 nucleotides. RefSeq names its product t-complex 11, testis-specific-like 1 (gene tcp11l1). The coding region runs from base 335 to 1852 and encodes 505 amino acids. The transcript has 11 exons. The record is from RefSeq and is a predicted model, not a curated record. Lineage: Eukaryota; Metazoa; Chordata; Actinopteri; Siluriformes; Pangasiidae. Gene Ontology annotation, biological process: signal transduction.
GGAAUACGGAUAGGAAAAUGUUUAUUUGGGCAUCAGAUUCAUCGAGAAUCCAAGCAAACGUUUCGUGGGUGGUGGGCAGCCACUUAGGUACUUUAUUUUUAUCCUACAAGUGGCAGAACGCGACCUUCUGAUCUAAAUACAGCAUUGACGCCUUCGAGUUGUUUAUCGGAAAAGUCAGUGCAUUCAUGUUGAGCCUUGAUUUCCAUAUUCACCUCCCCGAAGCAAAACAUAAAGAAAUCUGAUGAGCAGUAACACAGGAAAGAACGUCUGUGGUCAAGUUGAAGGAUGUCUGAGCUGAUCCCGCUUUGUCUAGAUCACAGCUGGCUUGUGGAGGAUGCCCAAAGAACCCAAUGAAUCAUCAAAUGAGGAGGGAAAGAAGGUCGACGAUAAAGGGUCAGAAGAUUCCACAGGCCAGACAGAUGGAUCAGAAGAGCUGCUGCGUAAAAGAAUCAGAACGAACACGCCGAGUCCUCACCGACAGACUCCUCCGUCCAGCCCGUCCAAGUUCGUGUCCGUGGAGGAGCUGAUGGAGACGGCUAAAGGCGUGACUAACAUGGCGUUGGCUCAUGAGAUCGUAGUGAACGGUGGCUUCCAAAUCAAACCCACUGAGCCUGCUGAGGGAAGUUUAGAGAAACGAGUUAAGGAAAUUGUGCACAAAGCAUUCUGGGAUUGUCUUGAAGCCCAGCUGAAUGACGACCCACCUGUCUAUGACAAUGCUAUCAAACUGGUUGGGGAAAUUAAAGAGACGCUGCUGUCCUUCCUGAUGCCAUACCAGACACGUUUGAAAGGACAGAUAGAGGAGGCACUGGACCUGUCGCUCAUCCAGCAGCAGGCGGAGAACGGUGCCCUGGACAUCAGCAAGGUGGCUCAGUUCAUCAUCAACACCAUGGGCGCCUUCUGUGCGCCGUGUAGGGACGAAGAAGUCCGCAAACUGCGGGACAUCACGGACAUCGUGCUUCUUUUUAGAUCUAUUUUUGCAGUGUUGGACAAAAUGAAGAUUGACAUGGCCAACUUUGCUGUCAGUAGUCUCCGGCCGCACCUGCUGCAGCAUUCCGUGGAGUACGAGAGGAACAAGUUUCAGGAGUUUCUCAACAAACAGCCUAAUGCUCUGGAUUUCACUCAGAAAUGGCUGCAGGAGUCGGCGGACUCGGUGCUCAGCAGUGCUGUAGGGGGCGCUGCAAGCUCGCCCAGCUCGUCCUCGCAGCUGCUGCUGAACGUGCACAACCACGCCUAUUUACGACUGCUGCACUGGGAGCACGGCAUGGACACUUUCCCUGAGACGGUGAUGAUGGACCGCGGCAGGUUUCUGGAGAUGCAGUUGGAGCUGGAGCGCUUGGCUUUGGUGGCGUCUGUGCUGCUGAUUGUGUAUAACAGUGCGGGGGAGGCGAUCUCAGGGCUGCCGGGCCUGGUGGACACGCUGAAGAACACAGUCAAGAUCCUGCUGGCUGAUAUGCACACUCCGUCUUUCAAAGCAGACGAGACGUUCACCGCCAUCGGGGAGAAGCUGUGUUUGGAGCUGGGUGAAUGUCUGACUCAGCAUGGCUACUCACCUUUUCACCCAGACAGACAGAAUGCUCUGAAAGGCCAGAUCGCAGCUGUCAAGUCCCAAGAUAACCCUAUCCGUAAACUCGUCGAUUCUCGGAUCCAGACCUACCUCCUGGGCUUCUUGGAACCGGGUCCUCACAGGAGCCCGCCGGCUGUCCCCGGAGGUCUGGUUCCCAUCAGCAAAGAGCUGGAGGAUGUCGGGAUCAGACUCAGCCACCUCGUGAACUUCAACAAGCUCGUCUACUCGCCGUUCUACCGGAAACUCCUACAAGACGUCGUUCAGGCCGGGGGAAGCGCAGCCACUUAGGCAGCGUCAAACAAAACUGACGACUAGAAUGAACCAGGCACCCUACCGUAGGGUCCUAGAAACAACUGGGUUAAUGGAUUUGCUGAUUAUCUCCCCAAAGCUCACCUGCUGUCAACACUAGCAAAGGGUUUAUAUCACUGAUUAAACAUUUAGAGCCUCCUAUCCUGCCGUUAUAUUAUCAGGGAUCAGUCAGUUGAGCUUAAAGAAUUGGUAUUAAAAAAAAAAAAAACAACAACAACAACCAAAAACUUAUUUUUCAUUCUUGCUUUUGUUCUGUGCCAGUUGAAGGUGUGGAGGGUGGGUAGGGUUUUUAAUGUUUAAAUAACAUUAGGAGCUCAUAAUAAAUCAGUUUCUGUUAUUAAACAAGUCACUGACUGACGUCUGUUGUAAUAUAGUGCGUUCGGACAGGCUUGUGAAUUAGUUUUACGCGGUCCAAGUUGUGAAGACGCUGUUGCUAAGCAACUGGGAAACAUAGAUGCUGAGUAAAGCUAACUACUGACUGAGGAUAACGGCUUAGCUAGCUAGGACGUAGCCGAUGAGGACAGUGUAAAGGCAUAGCGACAGCGGAGAUGACAAAAAUCAUCAAGAAUAUCAACAUUACAUUUACGAUGUAAUUACGCAUCGACCGCAAAACCAAAUGACCGUGGAUUCCACCAUGUUGAGGAACCUUGAAAUUCUGAGCUAUCAGUUGAUUUUGACUUUGUAAUGAAUAGGGUUUGAACACGGCAUAGCUGUUGUGGCUUUUCAGAAGUCAUCUGUGUUUAAAAGAGCCACUGAAAUGACAUGUGGCCAUGAAUUAUUAUAUGGAGGCCAUGAGAUAAUAAGUUGAGGGCUUGAGUUAAGCUUUUCGAGAUCUAUUUCAUGGACACAAAGUGCUUAACCCAUAGCAGCUAUUAUAUAUUAAAAUGACUGAGACAGAGAAAUCAAUUCAUUUAGACCGUUAUGGUUACAGGAACCUAAGAAUGUAGAUGAUUGAUAAUAUUACGCUUCAACCUUGGAAUGAGGCGUAAACACAUACUGGAGUCUCUGAUGUUGUGUCACUUUGUGCAAAUUCUCCAAAAUAUGUUUCACCCGUUCCUGACAAGUAAGUAACUGGAGGUUAUGUGUUAAGUCGUGGGCUCAAGUUGCACAAUUCAUGACCAUGAUUUAGUUAUCUCAUGACCUCAGUAAUAAUUUGUGGCCUCAAAAUAUUAUCUUUAGUACAAAAUAACCACCACGUCACCUCAGCAGCUCUGUAAAAUUCCCAUAAAUGCGAAGAAUUUGCUAAAACCAUCCAUCUGGGCUGUUUUACUAAACCCCCCCCACACACACACCUUUGAUGAUGAAGUACUGUAAAUAUGAUUUCUUCAUAACUUCCCUGUACAACAGUUUAAAUGUUACAUUAUUGAGUUACAUUAUUAGAUUCUUAAUCAAAGUCGCCCACGUGAGAUCCCGGUGUGUGCACAGAGAAAGCUGCCUUUUUUUUCUUUUCUUUUUUUUUUUUUAUUUUGAGUGUGUGAUGGUGUACAGAAUCUGAUUGGUGCCUUACUCAGUGGAGGGCCGGCCUCGGUUAAAUGUGCGCUGCUCUCUUCCCCGUUUAGCUUCGCGCUGGUUGUAAUCGUUCCACGUUUCCGGAAAAGGAGACCCUGAGUAAUCUUUUUAAACAACUUCUUUUUUCUAGAUAACAUUUUUACGCAUGUUUUACAAAGAGGUCAUUUUCACAUUGCUGUUUGUGUCUCUGUCCCACAUUGUUACAAUGCAGUAUUUAAAGAGAGAGAGAAAGAGAGAGAGAAUUGUUCUAUCAGCAACUUUAUCUAUAUAAAAUGGACUUCAACACAUGAACAACUGACUUGAGCACACACAUCGCUCUGUGAUGUAAAUUCUCGGUCUCGACAGAGUAAUUAUGAUUAUUUAGUAUUUAUGACGGGGCCAAGACAUUAAAGGCGAUGGUGUAUUUUAACUGUUCCUGUAGCAUUAUCUUACCAAACCGUGUGUUUAUGAGACACGUUUGCAACAGACACUGAGUCUAUUCGCAGUUACAUGCUGUAUAGAUGUUUCUGCUUAUCAUCACUGUGUACCGUAAAGGUUGUUUUGUUAUGUGUCAGAAAUUCACAUCUUUAACCCAGUAGCUUUCCUUAAUAAACAGGACUGCAACCAA